Molecule: messenger RNA, 1602 nt
Organism: Fonsecaea nubica
Lineage: Eukaryota; Fungi; Ascomycota; Eurotiomycetes; Chaetothyriales; Herpotrichiellaceae
Exons: 8
Coding region: 1-1602 (533 amino acids)
Biological process (GO): carbohydrate transport; transmembrane transport
Cellular component (GO): membrane
Molecular function (GO): carbohydrate:proton symporter activity
Source: RefSeq, a predicted model, not a curated record
AUGGUCGGUAUCGCGGUCGUGCAGCCUAUCCACAAGACGGAGCGACAGGUGGCCAUUGCUGAGGCUCCUGCGCUUCGACGGGUCAUUUGGUACAAGGACCCAGGUCUGAGGAAGCUCUAUGGCCUGGCCAUUGCGCUGUUCUUUGCCUCGGCGACGACAGGAUAUGACGGGUCGAUGCUGAACGGCCUCCAAAUUCUCGACGUCUGGCAAGACUACUUCAACCAUCCCACUGGAUCGAUUCUCGGUCUCUUUGGGUCGAUAUAUAGCAUUGGAAGUCUCGCAGGGCUCCCGUUUGCGCCAUAUCUGUGCGACAUCUAUGGCCGACGCAUCGCCAUCAUGGCUGGCUGCCUUUUCCUUUUCGCCGGCGUCGCUAUUCAAAGUGCCUCCCAAAACUUUUCCAUGUUCAUCGCCGGCCGCUUCUUUGUUGGAUUCGGCAACAGCAUGUGCUCCAACUCGGCUCCUCUCCUUCUGACUGAACUCUGCCACCCGCAACAUCGCGGGAGAGUGACGACAGUCUACAAUCAGCUUUGGGACAUUGGCUCCAUUGCAGCGACGUGGAUCACCUUUGGCACUUUUACCAUCAAGAACAACUGGUCGUGGCGCAUCCCGUCGAUCUUUCAAGCUUUCCCAACCCUCAUCCUCUUUUGCUUCAUCUGGAUCAUCCCAGAGUCACCCCGUUGGCUGAUCUCGAAGGAUCGCCAUGCGGAAGCCCUGACAACACUGGCAAAGUACCAUUCGAAUGGGGACGAGAUGGACCUCACAGUCCAGUUCGAGUACCGCGAAAUCAGGGAGACUCUUCGCCUUGAAUUCGAGUCGAAGAAGUCGAGCAGCUUCUUGGAUUUCCUGCGGACCAAGGGCAACCGUUAUCGACUGCUGCUUGUCGUCGCCCUCGGUCUCUUCUCCCAAUGGAGCGGCAAUGGGUUGACCAGCUAUUACUUUGCCAUUGUGAUGAAGAGCAUUGGUGUCACAGAUAAAAACGAGCAGUUUGAGAUCAACGGAUCCAAGACCAUUCUCUCACUCAUUGUCGGACUCAUCGCCGCAGCAGUCGUUGACCGGUUCGGCAGACGUCCACUAUUCUUGACUGCGACUGCGGGUAUGUUUGUGAGCUUCGUCCUCUGGACGGCCUGCUCGGCUCUAUAUGACCUCGACGGCAACCUCGCGGCAGGCAAGACGGUCAUCUUCUUCAUCUUCCUUCACGGUGUCUUCUACAACAUUGCUUGGUCCGGUUUGCUGGUGGGGUACACAGUCGAGAUUAUGCCGUACAAACUGCGUGCAAAGGGUCUCAUGCUCAUGAACUUUUUCGUUCAAGCCGCUCUCGUGUUUAACCAGUACAUCAACCCGAUCGGCCUCGCGCAUCUCCAACCACGUUGGAGGUUCUACUCAAUCUACUGUGGCUGGCUCCUUUUUGAGGUCAUCUUCGUGGCUUUCCUGUUCAUCGAAACGCGCGGCGUGACGCUUGAAGAGGUGGCCAAGAUCUUCGACGGCGAGGACGCUGAGGUUGCCCACGUCGAUCUGGACGUUGUUGAGGAGAAGGUGCAGCACGUCCAACAGCUCGAGGAGGUGGCCGUUACCACCAUCCCGCAGCGUGUUGAGAAGGUUUAG